GGCAUGCGUUGCUGGUCGUUUGUUCAUGGCUCUCCCAACAACGCACACCGCAAGCUGACCGCUGCGCAUCGCGGUCCCAUUUCCGAAUAAUACCGCUCUAGUCUAAGCUUCAUCAUCGACAGCAUCAAUCAACUCACCUGCGCCUCGGCAUGAGUGUUUUGCCGCCCGCAUAACCCCCGGCCAUGACGAUUCCGCGCCCCUUACCCGAGGGCGGCCUCGCCUUCACGCACCAGCCCGCCGUCGCGGAGUUCAACGUCCCCGCCAAAACCUUCGUCUCGGCGCGCCCGCUCAUCUCGGGCGCGGCCACGGGCGCCCUCGUGUUCUCCCGCGCCGCCGGCGAGGACCGCGUCCUGCUGCUCCAGCGGGCGCCGCACGACUCGAUGCCGCUGCGCUGGGAAAUCCCCGGCGGCGCGUGCGACGCGGAGGACGAGACCGUCCUCCACGGUCUCGCGCGCGAGCUGUGGGAGGAGGCCGGGCUGCGGCUCACGAACGUGGUGAGGCAGGUCGGCCAGGAGGACGUGUUCCUGACCCGCCGCGGACUUGCUGUGGUGAAGGUCACGUUCGAGGUCGAGGUUGAGACCCCUACCCCUGCUCCCGCCGGGUCCAGUGAGUCCAACGGAGACCUGGAGAAGCAGGUCCUGCCUGAAGUGACGCUGGAUCCGAACGAGCAUGUGCGUUUUGUCUGGGCCACUGAGGAGGAGUGUACCCAAGGGAAGGUCAAGGCGCCGGGUAGCGCAAGCGGGGAGGUGAUGGACAUUAGGUUUACGUCGGAAGCCCAGAGGAGAGUCGUCUUGCUCGGUUUCAAGCUCAGAAGAGAGGAUAACGAGAGGAGCAUAGAGGGAUAGAGGGGCCUUCAACGGCAGUCAGCCCUCGCCUUGAGCCCUAACCCUGUCAUCGUCUGCCUUGCUGUGACAGGUGCGGGUAACGUUACGGCAUAUCGUAUCCGUACAAUGGAAACUUCUGCGCGAAGGUUACCUGACU
Molecule: messenger RNA, 981 nt
Organism: Thermothielavioides terrestris NRRL 8126
Lineage: Eukaryota; Fungi; Ascomycota; Sordariomycetes; Sordariales; Chaetomiaceae
Exons: 1
Coding region: 183-845 (220 amino acids)
Source: RefSeq, a predicted model, not a curated record